AUGUCGGUAUUUUCGCUAGAUGCAAGCCAUGGCAAUCCGGUCACGAAAGAAACUCUUGAGGCACUAUGCUCUCAGCUUGGGGUCAGUAUCGAAGAUAAAGAAAAGGAGGACUACCGCCGCUUACUAGCUGUGUUCCACGAUGCAAGCGAGCAACUGAUGGUUAUGGAUGACUACGUCCCAAUAGUCGACGGGGAACGCUUCCCAAGAGAAGAUGUUCAUUUCCCGGAGAAAUCCGAGAAUUCUCAUGGCGCUUGGGCAUGGAGGUGUGACAUCGUCGACAAAAAAGCUAAGAGUAACGGCAAACUCCAUGGUAAAACGUUCGCUUUGAAGGACAACGUUGCGGUGAAAGAUGUCCCAAUGCUGCUAGGUACGAACUUCAUUAAAGGAUAUGUCCCAGAUGUCGAUGCGACUGUCACUACACGCAUUCUAGAAGCCGGUGGUCAGAUUCUUGGUAAAGCCGUCUGCGAGAACAUGUGUCAUUCUGCAACAAGCCAUUCCUCGGGUACUGGAGUAGUGGAAAACCCAUUCGCCAAGGGAUAUAGUGCUGGCGGAAGUUCAAGUGGCGCAGGCGUACUUGUAGCGCUGGAUGAGGUCGAUGGAGCGAUCGGUGCAGACCAAGGCGGUAGCAUCCGCGUACCAGCCGCCAAUUGCGGUAUCGUUGGGCUAAAACCUACAUUUGGCCUUGUACCAUACACAGGAUGUGGAAGUAACGAACCCACGAAUGACCACGUCGGCCCAAUGACACGAACAGUGCUGGAGAAUGCCGUCUUGCUUGAAGCCAUUGCCGGAACCGACAAUAUUGACGACCGCUCCUUCGCUGCACCCCACCCAUUCAAAAUACCCAUCUACAGCUCCAUCAGUAACCUUCCUACGCACAAACCACUCCAAGGCAAGCAUUUCGCCAUAAUCACCGAGUCCCUCUCAACGCCCGCCAUAGACUCACGAAUAAUUCAAACCUUCCGCACCGCAGUCUCUAAAUACACAGACCUCGGUGCCACAGUCAGCGAGAUCUCAAUACCCCUUCACUCCAAGGGUGCAGCAAUAUGGACCGGCAUAUCAAAGGUUGGCGGUUUCCUUGCGAAAACUACGGGCUCAUUUGGACGCCGUGGACACCAGAUGCUCGGGUUGAACUCUUUGCUACAUCCAAUGGGCCAGGACAACUGGAACGAAGCAUACGCCUCAACGAAAAACAUCUAUUUGAACGGCCUCUACGCAACACAACAGUUUCCAAACCUCCUCGCUAAAGCAACGAAUCUGUCGAGACAACUACGCGAUGCGUAUGAUGCGGCGCUGCGACAGUAUGAUAUCCUACUUACGCCUACCCUGCCGUAUGUGGCGACGAGUCAUGCGAGCGUUGAUGCGACGCCGCUGGAACAGAUUGCGAAGCAAAUUGGAUUGACGUCGAAUACGGCGCCGUUCAAUCAAAGUGGGCAUCCGGUGCUAGCGAUGCCGAUUGGUAUGUUACCAGUGUUGGAGGGACCAGGGGUUGAGAAGGGAGUUAGAUUACCUGUUAGCAUGCAGGUUAUUGGAAAGUGGUGGGAUGAAGUAGGUGUUUAUGAAGCGGCAUUUGCGUGGGAGAGGGAAAAUGAUUGGAAGGGUAUGUGA
This is a messenger RNA of Alternaria atra, 1605 nucleotides long. RefSeq lists its product as uncharacterized. Gene Ontology annotation, molecular function: catalytic activity. The transcript has 2 exons. NCBI's taxonomy places the organism in Eukaryota, Fungi, Ascomycota, Dothideomycetes, Pleosporales, Pleosporaceae. The record is from RefSeq and is a predicted model, not a curated record. Bases 1 to 1605 code for a protein of 534 amino acids.